Suncus etruscus (white-toothed pygmy shrew) is the source of this 930-nucleotide messenger RNA. It is a transcript of the gene UCP3, whose product is annotated as uncoupling protein 3. The transcript is spliced from 6 exons. Gene Ontology annotation, biological process: mitochondrial transport; adaptive thermogenesis; mitochondrial transmembrane transport. Gene Ontology annotation, cellular component: mitochondrial membrane. The coding region runs from base 1 to 930 and encodes 309 amino acids. The record is from RefSeq and is a predicted model, not a curated record. Gene Ontology annotation, molecular function: oxidative phosphorylation uncoupler activity. NCBI's taxonomy places the organism in Eukaryota, Metazoa, Chordata, Mammalia, Eulipotyphla, Soricidae.
AUGGUCGUCGGACUGACCCCCUCAGAGGUGCCACCCACCACGGCAGUGAAGUUCUUGGGGGCGGGCACAGCCGCCUGCUUUGCUGACCUCCUCACCUUCCCACUGGACACAGCCAAGGUCCGCCUGCAGAUCCAGGGGGAGAACCCGGCGGCCGGGAGCGCACAGUACCGCGGCGUGCUGGGCACUAUCCUGACCAUGGUGCGCACCGAGGGCCCCCGCAGCCCCUACAACGGGCUGGUGGCGGGCCUGCAGCGCCAGAUGAGCUUCGCCUCCAUCCGCAUCGGCCUCUACGACUCGGUCAAGCAGUUCUACACCCCCAAAGGAUCGGACCACUGCAGCAUCACCACUCGCAUUCUGGCCGGCUGCACCACGGGCGCCAUGGCCGUCACCUGCGCCCAGCCCACCGACGUGGUGAAGGUGCGAUUCCAGGCCAGCGUGCAGCAGGGGCCUGGAAGCCCUCGGAAGUACAGUGGAACCAUGGACGCCUACAGAACCAUCGCCCAGGAGGAGGGGUUCAGGGGGCUAUGGAAAGGUACUAUGCCCAACAUCACGAGGAAUGCCAUUGUCAAUUGUGCGGAGAUGGUGACCUACGACAUCAUCAAGGAGAAGCUAUUAGAGUAUAAUCUGCUCACUGACAACUUCCCCUGUCACUUUGUCUCUGCCUUUGGAGCCGGCUUCUGUGCCACUGUGGUGGCGUCUCCAGUGGAUGUAGUAAAGACCCGGUAUAUGAACUCACCCCCAGACCGGUAUCGCAGCCCCUUGGACUGUAUGAUAAAGAUGGUGACCCAGGAGGGUCCCACAGCCUUCUAUAAGGGAUUCACACCCUCCUUUUUGCGUUUGGGAGCCUGGAAUGUGGUGAUGUUUGUCACCUUCGAGCAGCUAAAACGGGCCCUGAUGAAAGUCCAGAUUUUACGGGAAUCUCCGUUUUGA